This is a messenger RNA of Micromonas commoda, 948 nucleotides long. RefSeq lists its product with no specific name. The record is from RefSeq and is a predicted model, not a curated record. Lineage: Eukaryota; Viridiplantae; Chlorophyta; Mamiellophyceae; Mamiellales; Mamiellaceae. The coding region runs from base 1 to 948 and encodes 315 amino acids. Gene Ontology annotation, biological process: U6 snRNA 3'-end processing. Gene Ontology annotation, cellular component: nucleus. The transcript has a single exon. Gene Ontology annotation, molecular function: 3'-5'-RNA exonuclease activity.
AUGGACGCGCUGCUCGCGGCGUACGACAGCAACGACGACGACGACGACGACGAGCGGAUCGGCGGCCGCGGCGGCGACGGGGGGGACGAGGAGGAGGCACCCCGCGGGUCUCCCGCGCGUCCGGCGACGGCGAAGCGAGCUCGCGAGGACGGUCCCGACGAUGUCGACGCAGGUGCGACCGACGGAUCUGGGCGGGUCCGAGCGUUUCCCCACGUCGACGGCAACUUCGCCACGCACGUCUACGUGCCCUUAGCGCUCUCGAGGAGUGCGCAGUGGAGCCGAGCGCGCGCGGAGCUCGGGAACGUCCUCGCGCGCAUCGCCGCGCGCGUCCCCGGCCUGAGACCCAUCGGUGACUACGGGAAGAUCGGCGACGCCGCGACCGCCGUUUCGUCCUUCGUCAUACCCGACGGCGACCUGCACGUCAGCCUGUCGCACACGUUCCCGAUACGCGCCGCGCGCAGGGACGGGCUCUUCGCCGCGCUGCGCCGAGCGCUGAGCGCGUCGAUGACCCGCGCGUGGGUCGCUCGCGUCGGCCCGAACCUCGACGUCCUCGUCAACGCCAAUCGGACCACCACGUUUUUGGCGAUGCGCGUCGCCGACGCCGAACUCUCCCCGGGGACGGGCGCCGGGGACGGGGACGUCGGGGGAUCGUUCGCGGGUGCCUACUCCGCGGUGGACGCGGUGUUGACACGUGGCGGAUACCCGAGGUUUCACGACGACCCGAAGCCGCACGCGUCCGUGGCGUUCGCGCCGGGCGACGUCGAGGCGGAGCUCGUCGAGGCGAUCAAAGAACUUUGUUUCGACGGGGCGAAAGAGGAAAACGCUUGGAACGCGGCCGUUUCGGGAAUCACGACGCGGUGUUCGAGGGUGGUGUGCAAGGUGUCGGGCGCGCCGGGGGUGACGGUGUGGGGGCGCGCGGAGGGCGAGCUGCCCCCGCCGGACAUAUGA